AUGUCCAGCAAAGACAUCAGCCAGCAUCAGCAGGACUCCAAGGAAGCCACCAAAAAGGUAUGUUUAUGUUAACAGGAGAGUGGCUACAGAUAUAAACAGUAUGAUGUGUGUGUGUGUGUGUGUGUGUGUGUGUGUGUGUGUGUGUAUAUCUGCGUGUCAGUGCGUGUAUGUGUAAGUGGGUGUAUCUGUGUGUCAUGGUAUGUGUGUCAGUGUGUGUUUCUGUGUCAAUGUAUGUAUAUAUUUGUCAGUUAAUCUAUCUGUAUGUCAAGGUAUGUGUAUGUACAAACAACAAAGAGAGGUUUAGGCACUUCAAAGUUAAAGCAGGCAAUUUUAUUUGAACCAAAUGUCAAAUAGCAACAUUUCAACCGGUGGGGCUUUUCUCACUUGCGUGUAUCAAUGGUAAUUUCUGCAGGUGUAUCCCUUGCCCCACUGUGUGCAUCCAUUGCUUGCUUGUUCCAUUCUGAGUGAGUUGCACUUGCAUCUGAUGCGAGUCUCUGCUGGAAAUGUGAUGUACUGCUAAAGAUAUAAAGUGCUUCUAUAAAGUGCUGAUGUCUGCACUUUACCCAGUGUAUAAUGGUUAUUGCUCUUGCCAACCAAACAUCUAGAUGUAGAUGUUCUAAAAUGAUGCCUCCAAUAAGUGACUCAAAGACUUGAGGAAACCACUAGUCUGGUAAGUUCUAUUAUACAUAAUAGACAAAAGACACAGAUAGACCAUGAAACUCAAUUAGUUUAGGUAAUAAAAGGAAAUAAAAUUUCAAACAGUUUGUAAGAAGUGACAUGUGUAAUUAGAGUUGAGUUAUUGUUCCCUUGUGCCACUGGGCUUUUGGAAUAUCUGCAUGAAACAAUCUGAAUCACCAGUUAGUCAAUGGGAGAAUUUGGAUAUUAUCGGCUUUAUUCCCCUCUAGAAACCAAUUACAUUAAAAUUUCAGAAUUUGCCUAAAGUUUUAAAGCUUAAGCGCACAUACUAUUAUUAUCAAAGUUAUUUUUAUAUAUAUAUAUAUAUAUAUAUAUAUAUUUCCUGGCAAAUCAUGGCAGCAUAUACACAUGGGUUAGCUCCUCCCCUACAGCCGAUAGGACAGGAAAACCACCAAGGUUUUAAAAGGAGGCUCCAUCCCUAAGGUCCUCAGUCUUUUUCCUGUCCUACAUCCCUUAGGACAUGAGCAAUUUGCUCCCUUUACUUACGGACAUGUAUGGAAUUAAGAGUCAUUUUCUAGGCUCUUCUUCACUUCAGAGGCUUGCUGAAGAACGAGUGGGUCAAAAUUUGCUCAAAUUUCAAUGCAACUGUAUCCUAUAUCUACCAAGAUGGGUCUCACAGAAACGUAUUGAUGGAAUUCCAGCCCAUAAUGAUCAGGGCACAGAAGAACAACCAGUGGCUCAGAAUACCAUGGCUGUUUGCUGGAGCCGAAUAACUGUGCCAAGGUGGAUUGGCAACCAUGUCCUGACGGAUCCUCGUGGUUGA
This is a messenger RNA of Pelobates cultripes (western spadefoot toad), 1459 nucleotides long. The record is from the annotation of a GenBank genome assembly. Lineage: Eukaryota; Metazoa; Chordata; Amphibia; Anura; Pelobatidae.